AUGCAGGCGCGUGUGUCGGUGCGGCAGGAGGCGGAGCGUGCGCAGAGCGAAUGCAGCGCGUACACUGAGAGGCUCGAGGCCCUGCAGCAGCAGCAGCGUGGUCACAUGGAGGGGUACAACCUCUUCCGGAAGGAUAUGCAUGCAGUGAGCCGGGAGCUCAUCUCGUCACUGGCGUCGCAGAGCUCGGCGCAGCUCCUGCGGAAGCGAUCACGAUCCGUUGACACGACGGCGGAGGGAGAGGCACUGCGUUUCGAGGCGCUACUCACGGAGUCGCUCGGCCUGGAGCUGCAACUGCUCUCGUGUGAAAGCGGCGGUGCGGGGGGUGCGGUGGGGGCGUCCGUGGCACUCGCUGCUUUGCAGAGCACACAAGAGGUGCUGCGCGCCACCAGACAGCGCACGGAGGAGAUCAACGCGAUNCUGCUUUGCAGAGCACACAAGAGGUGCUGCGCGCCACCAGACAGCGCACGGAGGAGAUCAACGCGAUGCGGUGCGUGGAGCAGCAGCGGUGCGCAAGGUUUCUGCUCGACAGGGCGCGACUUGUGUCCAAACGGCUCGAGAAAAUUAAGGCGUUGGAUGGGCUGCUUGGUGCUGGAAAGACACGGCGCAACGGGUCGCUGCUAG
Messenger RNA from Trypanosoma grayi, 621 nucleotides. RefSeq lists its product as hypothetical. The record is from RefSeq and is a predicted model, not a curated record. Lineage: Eukaryota; Euglenozoa; Kinetoplastea; Trypanosomatida; Trypanosomatidae. The coding region runs from base 1 to 621 and encodes 206 amino acids. The transcript has a single exon.